Messenger RNA from Yamadazyma jaroonii, 1683 nucleotides. The record is from the annotation of a GenBank genome assembly. Lineage: Eukaryota; Fungi; Ascomycota; Pichiomycetes; Serinales; Debaryomycetaceae.
AUGUCUCACAUUAAGUCGGUUACCAGUCAUGGAUUGGCUAGUGUAAGAUCAAGAACAGGUGAUCAUAUUCAUCAAAUUUUAUCUAAUAGAUCUGAAGUUAGACAUGUUGACGCAAAAGAUGCAGUUGAUGAUGCAGAUUUAUUAAAACAAAUUGGUUAUAAGCAAGAAUUGAAUAGACGUUAUUCAACUAUACAAGUUUUUGGUAUUGCCUUUUCAAUUAUGGGUUUAUUGCCUUCAAUUGUUUCAACUUUAGCUAUUGGUUACGAAGCUGGUCCUGCAGCUUUAGUUUGGGGUUGGCUCAUAAGUGGUAUAUUUAUUUUAUCUGUGGGUGUUUCAAUGUCAAUCUUAUCAUCAGCUAUUCCAACAUCUGGUGGUUUGUUCUAUUGGACUAAUUAUUUUUGUCCUGAUUCUGUCAGAGUUCCAUUGAGUUUUAUUAUUGGUUGUUCCAAUACUUUAGCUCUUGCAGGUGGCUUCUGUUCGAUUAAUUAUGGGUUUGCUAGUGAAAUCUUAGCUGCUGUCUACAUAAAUGCUGAAGGUGACUUUGAUAUUACCAAUCCUAAAUUAUAUGGUAUUUUCGCUGCUGCUAUUGUAAGUCAAGUUAUAAUUUGUUGUUUAACUACUUCCCAUACUGCCAAAUUACAAACUUUUUCAAUUUUCAUUAAUUGUUUUAUUAUUUUAUUAUUCUUCAUCGCUGUGCCAGUUGGUGCUGGUAAAGGUGCUGGAUUCAAUUCUGCUUCAUUUAUUUUUACUGAACUCGAUAAUGAGAGAAGUUGGACAACUGGAUGGAGUUUUAUGCUUUCAUGGCUUCCUCUGGUCUGGACCAUUGGUGCUUUUGAUUCAUGUUUACAUUUAUCUGAAGAAGCUAAAAAUGCUUCCAAAUCUAUUCCAUGGGGUAUUUGUGGUUCUAUUGUUACUUGUUGGGUCCUUGGUUGGUUUAUCUGUAUUGUAUUUACUGCUUGUAUCAAAGAUGGUGAUGUCGAAGCUGUUUUAAGUUCUGAUACUGGAUCAGUUGGUGCUCAAAUCAUCUAUGAUGCUUUGGGAAAAGACUGGGCUGUUGCUUUCAUGGCUCUUAUUGCUUUUGCUCAAUACUUAAUGGGUGCUUCUAUUUUGGUCGCCACUUCAAGACAAGCUUGGGCUUUCGCUAGAGAUGAUGGUCUCCCAGUUGUUCACAACAUUGUUAAGAAAGUUAAUCCAAAACUCAAAGUUCCUAUCAAUGCUACAAUUUUCUGUGGUUGUUUCAGUUUAAUUAUUGGUCUAUUAAUCUUGAUUAAUGCUACUGCCGCCAAUGCUUUAUUUUCCCUUGGUAUUGCAGGAAACUAUUUAGCUUGGGCCAUGCCACCUUUCUUGGUUCUUUUACCAUUUGGUGCCAGUAAAUUUUCUCCAGGUCCUUUCUAUUUCGGUAAUUUCAAAACUAGAGCCAUCCACACUGUAACUUGUGUUUGGGCAGCUUUUAUUAUCAUCUUAUGUAUGUUCCCAGAUAACAAAGAAGUUGAAAAAGAUACUAUGAAUUAUACCAUUGCCAUCAAUGGAGGUGUUUGGUUGAUCGCUUUCAUCUAUUACUUUGUUUAUGGUUACAAGAAGUAUUCUGGUCCAAAAUCUAAUUUGGAUUCAGAAGACGUUGAAAGUUCGGACGACACUGCCGCCGUCAAUAUAGAUGAAGUUUUAGGAGAAAAGGAAAGUUAG